GUUACGGCCGAUUCACAUAGUAUCUGCUUCGGUCCUUGCCUCGCCAUGGACUUGGUCAAACUGGGCAUUUUGCUGAUAGCGAUGGUUGGAUUAAUAUUUUCUGCUCCUGUUCCUGACGGACACCAUCAUAAAAAAUUCAUAAUCCACGUGCCUUACAAGAUCCACACAAUCCAUCAUCACCACAUAAAGAAGAUUCCGAUCUUCCACCACUACGAGCACUAUGAUCACCACCACCACCAUCAUCACCACCACCACGAGGAGGUUCACCACGACUACCACGAGGACUACCACGACGAUCAUUACUAACCUGCGGCCUUAGCUCCAGUUUUAAGUCAUCGCAAGGAUAAUGUAAUCUAGAUUCAUCGUGAUCAUCACCUCAGAAUCAUCAUCACACGUCAUCAAGUCAUCAGUGUGACAUCAUCAUUCACAUAAUCACACCAUUGAUCAUCAUAGUCAUCCUCAUCAUAAGUAAUGUUGUUACUAAGAUUAUUCCAAAGAAAUUCUUUACUCAUAGGUUUAGUGCUUUAACAACAAAAAGUAUUCUCCUUAUGUAGGUUAAAUUCAAUAAUAACGUUAAAAAACUCAUUCCAGCGAAAAAUACAAAUUAAUUAGUAUUUCUAAGUCUAAAUUUUUGCUGAUUUUUAAUCUUUAAAAUUUUAUAAC
Macrosteles quadrilineatus (aster leafhopper) is the source of this 663-nucleotide messenger RNA. RefSeq lists its product as uncharacterized. The record is from RefSeq and is a predicted model, not a curated record. Lineage: Eukaryota; Metazoa; Arthropoda; Insecta; Hemiptera; Cicadellidae. The transcript is spliced from 4 exons. Bases 46 to 306 code for a protein of 86 amino acids.